AUGUCUGCCGUUCUGGCCUUGUCGGCCGUCUCGCAGGCUGCCGUCAAUGCCACCGCACCUACGACUACUUCCUCCUUGAUCUUUGUCCCUCUUCCCCUGUCCACCGGCCAGACCAUUGGUCCGAUCAACAGCACCACGGCAGCAUCUUCUGGCUUGGGUCCAUACGUUAUUCUUUCGGCUUCUUCGGGCUCACCAGUUCCAUCGGGCAACUCUACCGCAUUUCGAACCUUUGCUACCGGCUUGCCUCCCACUCCCACAGCAGCAGGUCCGACAGCCGAUCCGACAGCCGGUCCGACAGCCUCAAACACCGCUGUUAAUGCUGGUGCGACCUUGUCCAAGACUCAGAACUCAUGGCUAGUCGUGGGACUUGUUGUUGCAAUGGCUACCUUGAACCAUUAG
This is a messenger RNA of Ustilaginoidea virens, 399 nucleotides long. RefSeq lists its product as uncharacterized. Lineage: Eukaryota; Fungi; Ascomycota; Sordariomycetes; Hypocreales; Clavicipitaceae. The record is from RefSeq and is a predicted model, not a curated record. The transcript has a single exon. The coding region runs from base 1 to 399 and encodes 132 amino acids.